This is a messenger RNA of Nothoprocta perdicaria, 862 nucleotides long. It is a transcript of the gene NENF, whose product is annotated as neudesin neurotrophic factor. Bases 1 to 453 code for a protein of 150 amino acids. The transcript is spliced from 5 exons. The record is from RefSeq and is a predicted model, not a curated record. Gene Ontology annotation, cellular component: endomembrane system; membrane. NCBI's taxonomy places the organism in Eukaryota, Metazoa, Chordata, Aves, Tinamiformes, Tinamidae.
AUGAGCAGCGGGAUGAGCUCCUCGCUGGUCUCCACCGCGGCGCGGCGGGAGCGCCAGCCGCCCGUGCGCCUCUUCACCGAGCCCGAGCUGGCCAGAUACGGCGGGCAGCAGGAAGGACAGCCCAUUUAYCUGGCAGUGAAGGGAGUAGUAUUUGAUGUUACUUCUGGAAAAGAGUUUUAUGGAAAAGGAGCCCCAUAUAAUGCUUUGGCUGGAAAAGACUCAACACGAGGGGUUGCAAAGAUGUCUCUGGAUCCAGCAGAUCUUACUCAUGACAUAACAGGACUCACAGAAGAGGAACUGAAAUCCUUGGAUGAUACCUUCAAUAAUGUUUACAAGGCCAAAUACCCAAUUGUGGGCUAUACAUCUCGCAGAAUCCUGAAUGAGGACGGCAGUCCCAAUCUAGACUUCAAACCUGAAGAUCAGCCCCAUUUCAGCAUUACAGAUGAGUUUUGAYGAGCGAUUUAGUAUCGAGAGAAUAUCCACAGGGCCACAACAGAGUGAUUACUGCAUUGUUUCCUGGAAGGAAGAACAUAUUAGGUGAACUAUUCAUUUACAYAUUUAUAUAUUUACUAAAGAGAAAGCGGAUUGCUGAUAGCUAAUUAUUGGAAUGAAUUCUGGAAAAGAGGGAAUAAAACAGAUCUUUGUUAGUCGUAUAUGGUUGUGCUUUUUGCUCUGAACUGCUAGUAUAAUUUCAUAUGGAAGUUCUCACUGCUUGUAUUUGUCUAGAAACAUGUAACUUAAAAUCACAUUCUUUAAAAGAGAAGGAAUUUUCCAACAGUUGAAACAUCAGUGGUCUCUAUGUAAAUCCCUACUUGUUUUUCAGUCCCUUUGAACACUUAAUGUACUGUUUGGACCAGCUAAC